ACUGUUCUAUAGUGAUACCAGAUAUUCUACCUGCUCCUGUUGCUAAUCCCCUCACUUUUGGUUCGACUCAUUUUACCUUCUCCUGGUCACCAUCAACUGGUCAAUGUUUUAGCAAUUAUGCUGUUAGCAUUACUAGUUCAGUUAGUAAUGUUACAUACAUGACUAAUGAUACUAGUCUGGUUAUACCUAUAUCUGAAUCAUUUAAUGAUACAGAAUAUUCUGUUAGUGUAGGAGCUGUUGAUACUGGAGGUAGAUAUAAUAGCUCUGAAGUGAUGAGAUUUACACCUAAUGUUCCUUUAUCUGUUACUAAUCUGACAUUAACGCAAACUGAUUAUCCAACUGAUACUCAUGAAACUGUUAACAUCACUGUAUCAUGGAAUGAACCACAGUCAUCAUCUCGUCCUCCUAUAACUCAAUAUAAUUUUCAGUAUAGCAUUUCUAAUGAAAUUCAGAAUAUAUCAACUAAUGUUACUUCAUUAACUCUGUCUGGUUUUACAGUAGGAUCAGUAUAUACUGUUGGAGUAGCUGCUAUUAAUGUAUUAGGAGCUGGUACUGUUACAUCAGCUACAAUAAGUUAG
Messenger RNA from Amphimedon queenslandica, 578 nucleotides. RefSeq lists its product as uncharacterized. Bases 159 to 578 code for a protein of 139 amino acids. Gene Ontology annotation, molecular function: protein binding. Lineage: Eukaryota; Metazoa; Porifera; Demospongiae; Haplosclerida; Niphatidae. The record is from RefSeq and is a predicted model, not a curated record. The transcript has 4 exons.